Messenger RNA from Morone saxatilis (striped sea-bass), 1078 nucleotides. It is a transcript of the gene rs1a, whose product is annotated as retinoschisin 1a. The transcript is spliced from 6 exons. Lineage: Eukaryota; Metazoa; Chordata; Actinopteri; Moronidae. The record is from RefSeq and is a predicted model, not a curated record. The coding region runs from base 150 to 848 and encodes 232 amino acids.
ACAGCUGUAGGAGGGGCUUUGUCAGAUAAGGAAGGCAUUAGGUAAGGCCAUUAGUGUCCUGUGGAUUAUUGUAAUCCAGUCUCUCUAUCACUGCUGGCUUGGUUGCUCAGUCUACAGUCGGUGUCGUCUGGUUUGGAGCAGGUUGGAAGAUGGCUCUUAACGUGCAGCGUUUUCUGCUGGCCCUGCUUCUUCUGGGAUCUAACGUGUUCAUCAGCAUUUAUGCUCAAGAGGCGGAAGUUUCUGAAGCAUGGACCAAAAGGUCUUGCAAAUGUGACUGUGAAGGAGGAGAAUCCCCAACUGAGUUCUCCUCCAUUGGGACUGGCUCUUCCAUGGUGCGAGGAGUGGACUGCAUGCCAGAGUGUCCAUACCACAAGCCCCUGGGCUUUGAGGCUGGAUCAGUGAGUCCAGAGCAGAUAACCUGCUCCAACCAGGACCAAUACACCGGCUGGUUCUCCUCAUGGCUCCCGAGCAGGGCCCGGCUCAACGGUCAGGGUUUUGGGUGUGCCUGGCUGUCUAAGUUCCAGGACAGCAAUCAGUGGCUGCAGAUUGACCUGAACGAGGUGAAGGUGGUGUCAGGCAUCCUCACUCAGGGCCGCUGUGAUGCUGAUGAAUGGAUCACAAAGUACAGCGUUCAGUACCGCACAGAUGAAACACUCAACUGGAUCUAUUACAAAGACCAGACUGGAAACAACAGGGUGUUUUAUGGAAAUUCUGACCGCUCCUCAUCUGUGCAGAACCUCCUGCGGCCGCCCAUUGUGGCUCGCUACAUCCGCAUCCUUCCCCUCGGAUGGCACACACGCAUUGCUCUGCGCAUGGAGCUGCUGCUCUGCAUGAACAAAUGCAUCUGAACCUUUCCUCCCGCCGUCCCUGAGGCCUUGCCCUAAAACUUAAUCUAUACCUAAAGCCCCAUUGUAAGAGUGCGUGGUCUGCUCUCACAUCCACAGAUUUGGCCCCCUUCAGCUACAUGUAUAAAACCACAAGCUGAGGAAAAUACAUUCUGUUUAAAACCUUUUUAAAAUACAAACAGACAUUUUGACUUGUGAUUGUGAUGUGAUUUCAUUAAAAUAUUUGUUUGAUA